AAAGGAAGCGGAAGGCGGCGGCGGCAACUCCUUGUCCUCCAUCGCCUGCUGUGUCUUCUGCGCGGCUACUUUUUCUAAUUAGCCUUAGGAAACAGGUGAGGCGGAGGUGGCGGCGGCCACCGUUAUAUUUGCGGAGAAAGCGAAGAAAUUGCUGCGGUGUGAAACGAACGGUCCCAGAGACUGAUUUGAUGUAGGUACUACUUAAUCUUGAAAGUGAAUGCUGCUAAAAUGUCAGCACUAAGCAACGACUGUUCACAUUUGGAAUCUGUUGGUGAGAUCACCAAGGAAGACUUAAUACAUAAAUCUCAUGGUACUUGCCAGGACUGUAAAGUAAAAGGACCAAAUCUUUGGGCAUGCUUAGAGAAUAGAUGUUCAUAUGUUGGAUGUGGGGAGUCUCAUAUAGAUCACAGUACCAUACAUUCCCAGGAGACAAAGCACUAUCUAACUGUUAAUCUUACCACACUACGUGUCUGGUGUUACGCGUGUAGUAAAGAAGUCUUUCUGGAAAGAACACUGAGAUCUCAGUCUUCAUUGCAAAAUGUACGGUUGUCUCAUCAACCUCCAGAACACAGCAUUCAGGAUAUUAGGUUUCCUAGUAUCUCAACACUGAAAAUCCCUCUAAUUGCAACAUUUGAUGACCUAGAUAUACAGGUAGAUGAAGAAGAUGAAUUCAAGGCUAGAGGUCUGACAGGUUUGAAAAAUAUUGGAAAUACUUGUUACAUGAAUGCAGCUUUACAAGCUCUCUCAAAUUGUCCCCCAUUGACCCAGUUUUUCCUUGAUUGUGGGAGCUUAGCUCGGACUGAUAAAAAACCAGCAAUUUGCAGAAGCUAUUACAAACUCAUGACAGAACUCUGGCAUAAAAACAGGCCAGGGGCUGUUGUCCCCACAAAUCUAUUUCAAGGAAUCAAAACAGUUAAUCCAACUUUUCGAGGUUAUUCCCAACAGGAUGCACAGGAAUUUCUGCGUUGUUUAAUGGAUUUGUUACAUGAAGAAUUAAAGGAAAUUGUUAUUACAACAGAGGAUGCUAACCCACCAAAUGCAGAAGAGUGCAUGGAAGAAGAACGAAACCAACCAGAUGUCGAUUUUCAGUCAUGUGAUAAGACAGAAAAUGAGACUUGGUCAAAAGUUGUGGCAGAGGACCAUGCAGAAGAUGCUAUGUUAAUUGCAGAUGAUGACAAUGCAUCUAAAGACUAUCAGAACGAGAAAUCCUUGUGCUCCAAGAUGAAUAGAGCUAGUUCUUUAGAAGACAUAGAAAAAGAUCUGAACAGUUUCUUUGAAACAGCUGAAUUCUGGAAUAGCCAGGAAACAGUGAAGGUGCAAAUUCACAGUCGAUACUCAGACUAUAUCAAUGAUGUCCAUAUGAAUGAUGUUUCUGUGCCACAAAGUUUUCCUUCAAAAGAUGGAGGGAAUGCACGUUUAUCAACCAGUCCACCCAAAUCAGGUUCUUUCUGGUCUGGAUUGGCACCCUCUCACAAAAAAGUUCCAGCUGUGCCUUCCUCCAAAAAGAAGAAACACAAAAAAUACAAAAGCAUUAUUUCUGACAUAUUUGAUGGGAGUAUUGUAAGUUCAGUACAGUGUCUGACUUGUGAUCGGGUGUCAGUUACCCUGGAGACUUUUCAGGACUUGUCCCUGCCUAUUCCAGGUAAGGAGGAUCUUGCUAAGCUGCAUUCUGCAAGUCAUCAGACUUCACUUGUCAAGGCAGGGUCAUGCGGAGAAGCUUAUGCUCCUCAAGGAUGGAUAGCAUUUUUUGUGGAAUACUUCAAAAGGUUUGUUGUCUCCUGUGUUCGUAGCUGGUUUUGGGGUCCAACAGUAACAUUACAAGAUUGUCUUGCUGCCUUUUUUGCUAGAGAUGAGCUGAAAGGUGACAAUAUGUACAGCUGUGAAAAGUGUAAAAAGUUAAGGAAUGGAGUAAAAUUCUGCAAAGUUCAACACUUCCCUGAGAUUUUAUGUAUUCAUCUCAAACGAUUCAGACAUGAUCUUAUGUUUUCCACAAAAAUUGGGACUCAUGUAUCCUUUCCCUUGGAAGGACUUGAUCUACAACCUUUUCUUGCUAAGGACAGUCCAGCUCAAAUAAUGAUGUAUGAUCUCUUAUCAGUCAUCUGCCACCAUGGAACAGCUAUCAAUGGACACUAUAUAGCUUACUGCCGGAACAACUUAAAUAAUCGUUGGUAUGAGUUUGACGAUCAGAGUGUCACGGAAGUAACAGAAUCAACUGUUCAAAAUGCAGAAGCUUAUGUUCUUUUCUACAGAAAAAGCAAUGAAGAAGUUAAAAGAGAGAGACAGAGGGUAUCAAGCUUUAAUGUAAUGGAACCAAGUCUGCUCCAAUUUUACAUUUCCCGACAGUGGUUGAAUAAAUAUAGGACUUUUGCAGAGCCAGGACCAAUUUCAAAUAAUGAUUUCCUUUGCGUACAUGGAGGAGUUCCUCCACACAAGGCUACUUCUAUAGAGGACCUAGUAGUAAUGCUACCUCAAAACAUAUGGGAUAACUUAUAUAGCAGGUAUGGUGGAGGGCCAGCUGUUAACCAUCUGUAUGUUUGUCAUACCUGCCAAGUGGAAGCAGAGAAAAUAGAGAAAAGAAGGAAGACAGAACUGGAAAUGUUUAUUCGGCUCAACAGAGCAUUUCAAGAGGAGGAGUCUCCAUCCAUAUUCUAUUGCAUCAGUAUGCAGUGGUUCAGAGAAUGGGAAGGAUUUGUGAAGGGCAAGGACAUUGAUCCUCCAGGUCCUAUUGAUAACACCAAAAUUGCUGUCAGUAAAUGUGGAAUUGCUGCUCUGAAACAAGGAGCCGAUUCUGGACAGAUUUCUGAAGAAACAUGGAACUUUCUUCUGUCAAUAUAUGGGGGAGGGCCAGAAAUCAUACUGCGGCCACUUGUGGCUCAAAUUGAACCUGAACCAUUAGAAACUGAAGAUAAGAUUGAGUUAGAAACACGUUGUCUGUAGUCAUCACUACAAAGAUCAAUAAUUACAACAUAACUCUCAUUUAACAAACAUUCCAAAAAAUGUUUAAGUUGUUUUUGUUUUCCCUGUGAGCAGACUGAAUUUUGGGCAUUAUUGCAUCUGUGAAAAAUGAAUUGACACUUGUAACACACAGAUUCUUUAAAAAUGUAUUAGAAGCUUUCAGAAAGACUGGUCUGGUCUUGAAAAGGUAAUUUUCUUGUCCUACAUAAUUGUAUGUAUGCAAAAUAUAAUGGAAGGAUUUAACCAUUCUUUUUAAUAUAUCUAUGAAUUUUGAGGCUGUUUCAAAUCACGUUUUGUCAAGACAAGAUUUUAAAAGGGUUUUGAGUACCAUUGAUGAAAUUUAACAAAAAUACAUACUUUUAAUGUUCUAUGAAAACUCAGGAAAAGUUAGGUUUCACUUUUAUUUGCACUGCACUGUAGAAAAGCAUAAUGACCUAAAAGUGUCCAAUGCUUUUCUUAUUUGAAUAUAUAAGCUAUAUGAAUUAUUUGUCAGCAGAUGUAACUUACUGCUACUGUUUAAACCUUCUGAUAAGUUACAUAUUCCAUGUAAGCUAGUAUAAUCAAUAGUAUGCAUCAGUUUAACUAAACAAGCCUAUAAUUUAAGAGUGUUUGUUCUGAAGUGGGUAUGUUAACUGCUUGUGCACCUGAGAAAUUUUCUAAUCUUUUUGUAAAUUAAAUGCAUCCAUAGUUUAAUGUGGAAAAACUGUACAGUUGCUCGUUGUCCAUUAGCAUGAUUAAUGUUGUCUGAUAUUGAAUUGAAUAAACACAAGAUCGCAAAGGUAUUCUAGAUUAUUCAUAUUGAAAUGUUGAAUGUCACCCAAAUAUUUUACUUCUUGAUUACUGCUAACAUAUAAGCAAUAUUAUUAAAUGCUAAUUCAAUAAAAACAAUUUUUAAAAUGGU
Molecule: messenger RNA, 3856 nt
Organism: Varanus komodoensis (Komodo dragon)
Lineage: Eukaryota; Metazoa; Chordata; Lepidosauria; Squamata; Varanidae
Gene: USP33
Product: ubiquitin specific peptidase 33
Exons: 24
Coding region: 229-2937 (902 amino acids)
Biological process (GO): protein deubiquitination
Molecular function (GO): zinc ion binding; cysteine-type deubiquitinase activity
Source: RefSeq, a predicted model, not a curated record